Molecule: messenger RNA, 1534 nt
Organism: Laetiporus sulphureus 93-53
Lineage: Eukaryota; Fungi; Basidiomycota; Agaricomycetes; Polyporales; Laetiporaceae
Exons: 3
Coding region: 80-1345 (421 amino acids)
Molecular function (GO): protein binding
Source: RefSeq, a predicted model, not a curated record
ACUCGCGUUAUCCAUCACGACACGCUUGCGGCCUGCCAUAUUGCUACAUCCCAUAAACAGGCUGAAUCAUCUCAUAGACAUGGAUAAUAUUCCUGCGCCUAUCCUUCCUCUCGAGCUACAAUAUGUCAUACUUGAGGAAAUAGCAGACAAUCGUGCAUCACUAGCGGCGUGUGGUCUUGUAUGCCGCGCAUGGCGCUAUCAAACUCGUGCCCAUCUCUUCCGUACCGUUAUCUUCGUCCUUUUCUCUUCCUACGCCCGCUUUCUUGCUAUCUGCGAAGCAUCCCCUGAAGUUGCGCAUCACGUACGCGUUGCAAGAUUCAGAGGGAACCUUGUCGGGAUCUCGUUCAUCAUACGUCUUCUGACAAAGACGCCGAACGUUACAAGCCUGUCGCUUGAGAACUUGGAUGCGAAAGGGCUUCAUCACGCUCGAUUCUGCUCUUUCUCGUUUCCUCGUAUACAAAGAUUGACUAUGAAGACCGUCACCUUAACUGAAGAGCAAUUCGUGACAAUUCUUUGCAGAUGUCAGGAGCUUAAGGAGCUCCGCCUGCGGGACCUCGACUUGCUUCCAAGCACUCAAUCAUCGUCUACCCACCCACCGGUUCGCACUGCUCUCGAAGGCUAUCCGUCCUCAAAUGCUCCAGUCAUGCUCAAAUGCAUGUAUUUUCAUUCAAGCCGAAAUCACGCAAGCAUCUUUCAUGCCCUCGAACGAGUUCCCGUUCAACUGCAUUUGCAGGAAUUGCAUAUCGUAUGGACCCAUUGGUCAACUGUUGAUGCACAACGUAUCUUGCGCGGCGCAGGAGCGAAUCUGCAAUCGCUGAAUAUCACGCCUGCUCUAGCAUGGCAUAAUCGCGCAGAGUUCCACUCAUUCGAUCUGGCCCAAAACCUUAACAUAACCGAGCUACAUUUGAAGGACUUUUCGUUGUCCGUAAAGGCUGAACACUCUCAAUUCAUGCGAGGGGGGCUGAGAUGGAUACCGGCAAUAUUGAUGGAUGUCCGUCCACACCACAAGUGCUUGCGGAGAGUGCAGUUCAGCAUCCGUAUCCGUCUUUCCGACCUUGUGAGCCAGGCGGAAUCGAGCUUUCUUAUAGGGCUUUGGACGGCUCUGGAUCCGGCAUUGGCUCCAAUCACGAGCCAUCACCCAGGAUUACUCGUCAUCUUCAAUCUGUGCUCUGAGACCAAGCACGACAGAUGGAUGCAGCCGGCAAUCAGCAUGCUGAAGCACCAUCUGCUGAGAUCUAGAAAGGGGUCCUCCAAGAUUGUUGUGCGCUGCUAUCAAGGCCGGAAUCCACACUCUCAGAACCUACUCGGCGACACGCCAUAUCAAGAAUUUCUAAUGCAUCAGUAGACGUUCCAUUCGAUAGUGUGUUCCUGGAUUCUAAUCGGCUGCGGAAGAAAGCGCUGAAAUUAUGGGAUUGACCCAAGACAUCGUCAACCAGUCCCUGUGACCUCGACGAUCACGACCUACAUCAGUCCAGUACAUGUCAUGGAUAUAGCUCUAUAUGCUGAAGUCUACCCAUAUCAUAUGCUCGCUCGA